AUGGGGCGGGCGUCCGUGGAGGAUUACCCUCAAGUAGAGUCGAUCCAGCUCGACACUACCACUCCCGGCGACUCUUCCGUCUCUCCAGAUAUUGGCUCGGAAAGCGAACAUGGAGUCUCACUCCCUCCUGUCGACACAGGCCGAGAUGCAAUGCUGUUCUUGGCAGCCUGCAUCAUCAUCGAAUGCCUAGUUUGGGGCUUUCCCUUUGCCUUUGGUAUCUUUCAAAACUACUAUAGCACUCAUGCACCGUUCAUGGGCUCUCCGAACAUUGCUGCCAUCGGCACAACUGCAAUGGGAACCAUGUACCUAUCUGCCCCAUUCGUCUUUCCGCUCAUGAGAAUGUAUCCCAAGCAGAACCGAUACGGCCCAACCGUCGGCCUCUUCAUCAUGUGCAUAGCCCUCGCGCUGAGCUCCUUCUCGCAGACUGUCUGGCACCUGAUCCUCACCCAGGGCGUCCUGUUCGCCGUGGGCGGCUCGAUCUGCUACGGACCCUGCAUCCUGUACAUGGACGAGUGGUUCGUCAAGCGCAAAGGCCUGGCGUUUGGCCUGAUGUGGAGUGGUACAGGUAUCGGCGGGUUCGCGAUCCCAAUGCUGCUCGAGUUUCUGCUGGGGCGGUACGGCUUGCGGACGACGCUGCGCAUCUGGGCGGUGGCGCUCUUCGUGCUGACGAUCCCCGUGGUCUACUUUGUCAAGCCGCGACUGCCGGUUACGACCGGUGCCAGGUUCCAGCUGUCGAAGCUGGGCUUUCUCUUUGACCGGUCAUUCAUCGUAUUUCAGUUGGCAAACAUAGUCCAGGCGCUGGGCUUCUUCAUGCCGGGCCUGUAUCUGCCGUCCUAUGCCACCUCGGCUCUUGGCUCUGAGGCGUUCCCUGCCGCAUUGACAGUCUUGGCCGUCAAUGUUGCAUCCGUUUUCGGGUGUAUUGCUAUGGGAAUGCUUGCCGAUCGGUUUCACGCUACGACGUGCCUCAUGAUAUCAGCGGUGGGCGCGGCUGCGGGUGCUUUCUUGCUGUGGGGGUUUGCGACGAACUUGGCCGUCCUCUACAUCUUUUGCGUCGUAUACGGGAUAUUUGCAGGUUCAUAUUCAAGUGCUUGGACAGCAGUGAUUCGCACGGUGGUUUCCAAGCCAAGUCAAGCAGGCACCUCAAGCGGAGGCUCUGCUUUUGACCCGUUCAUGAUCUUUGGAUACCUCGCGGCCGGCCGGGGCAUUGGAAAUGUUGUAUCAGGCCCUCUGAGUGAGGUUUUGGUCAAGGGAGCCCCGUGGCAAGGACAGGCCUUUGGUGGAUAUGGAAGCGGCUAUGGCCCAGUUAUUGCUUUUACUGGAAUAACUGCCAUUGCUGGCGGUGCCUCCUUUCUAUGGAAGCGUGUUGGAUGGAUGUGA
Molecule: messenger RNA, 1377 nt
Organism: Trichoderma asperellum CBS 433.97
Lineage: Eukaryota; Fungi; Ascomycota; Sordariomycetes; Hypocreales; Hypocreaceae
Biological process (GO): transmembrane transport
Cellular component (GO): membrane
Molecular function (GO): transmembrane transporter activity
Source: RefSeq, a predicted model, not a curated record